This is a messenger RNA of Mollisia scopiformis, 840 nucleotides long. Its product is annotated as lysosomal L-cystine transporter-like protein. The record is from RefSeq and is a predicted model, not a curated record. Gene Ontology annotation, cellular component: fungal-type vacuole; vacuolar membrane. Gene Ontology annotation, molecular function: L-cystine transmembrane transporter activity. The transcript is spliced from 2 exons. Gene Ontology annotation, biological process: L-cystine transport. NCBI's taxonomy places the organism in Eukaryota, Fungi, Ascomycota, Leotiomycetes, Helotiales, Mollisiaceae. The coding region runs from base 1 to 840 and encodes 279 amino acids.
AUGGCUUUCUCUUUUCUUGAAGUCGUUUCGGAGCUUUGCGGCUGGGUGUACACAAUUUGCUGGUCCCUCUCCUUCUAUCCUCAACCUCUACUGAAUUUCCGCCGAAAGUCUACAACAGGAACCACCAUCGACUUCCCAGCAAUCAACGUCCUCGGAUUUGUGGGAUACUUCAUAUCAAAUGCGGCAUUCCUAUACUCUCCCCUGAUCCGCAAGGAGUACGCGUCGAGAAAUCAUGGUCUUACUCCAACAGUUCAGUUCAACGAUUUCGCCUUCGCAGCACAUGCUAUUGUCCUGAGCGCCAUUACACUUUCGCAAUUCCUACCUUCGCUAUGGGGCUUUGAGGAGAGGGGCGGUCCAGGUGCCAGACCAAGUCGCUUCAUAAUGAGCAUAUUCGUUGGUAGUAUACUGGGGGUGCUCAUUGUUAUACUUAUCGUCAUUGUGAGGAAUGACCCAGAUCCUGCUACUGGGUGGGCGUGGAUAGAUGUGAUCUACGCCUUCUCGUACGUCAAGCUUUUUAUCACGCUCGUCAAGUACAUGCCUCAAGUCCUUACGAAUUACCGAAAUCGAUCCACACAAGGCUGGUCCAUUGGCCAGAUUCUCCUCGACGUCGUUGGUGGCAUUCUCUCGAUUAUACAGCUUGGCAUAGACAGCUACCUGCAAGGGGACCGGUCUGGCAUUACAGGAAAUCCAGUGAAGCUGAUGCUAGGAAACAUCAGUAUUCUGUUUGAUAUUAUUUUUAUGACUCAGCACUAUUGCUUAUACCCAGGCUACAAGAGCAAAGAGCUUCUAGACGGAGAGGAUGAUCCAUUGCUUGGAGAUAGGGAAAGGAGGAUCGAUUAG